Molecule: messenger RNA, 897 nt
Organism: Durusdinium trenchii
Lineage: Eukaryota; Dinophyceae; Suessiales; Symbiodiniaceae
Source: the annotation of a GenBank genome assembly
AUGGUUCGAUGGGAUGGAAUGCAUGUGAACAACCUUGGCACUGAUCUGUGGGUAUGUGGAUCAGUGAUCAAAAAGCUUCUGGACUAUGACAACAUAUUUGGAGGUUUGGACAUGGAUGAACCGGAUCGGCUCUUGCUUGCCUAUGACAUGUUUAAAACAUGGAGCAGAACCAAUAAGGUCCGGCACUCAAUGCCGAAGUUCCGUCCAUGGCGUUUGCGCUCCAAAAACCAUCCCUGGCCAGAGCUUCAAUCCAAGGCCUACAAUGCUCGCUGUGUGCUCGCCUGGCUUUGUGAUGAAGUGGUAGCACUGGCAAACAGUGAGAGCUUCAGGGAUGACCAGUGGAUGCCCCUUUUGGCAUCGUGCACGUUCCAUCUGGCUGAGUGGCAUCGCAAGACUGAGUUGCUAGGAAGGUUCUUGGUGCCGGAUGAGGCCAUGGAUCUUCAGAGGGAAUGUGAUGGUUGUUUGACCUACUAUUUGGUCCUGAGCCAUAUGGCCGUGGCUGCUGGCGUUUUGCUCUUCCCGAUCCGGCCGAAGCUCCAUGCAUUCCAAGAGAUAGCACUAGCUCAGCGGGAAGAUCUCAUCAACCAUCGUUUUUACCAGGGCUUCAAACCUGAAGAUUUCAUUGGUCGAGUGUCCACCAUUUGUGGUGCUGGCAACAACUCCAAUGUUGAGUACAUAGCCAUCCAGCGUUUUUAUGUAGGGUCUCUUGGAUUUGAUGGUAAUCUUUAUAAGUUGCACUGUUUGUGUGUAUCUUUAGGCUUUGCAUUGCUGGGAGCAGUCAACCUAUCUGUCAACUCAGGCAGAAGAGCCAUGAACGGCUGGGGAAUGACAGCUCCAGUGACGGAGCCUAGUGUAUACUUAAUUAGUUCUUUGCUUCUGGCUGCUAGGGCAUGGUGA